UUUUAGCGUGAAGCCCACGAGGUCGCCUUUUGUGGGUCCCUUCCCUCUCUCUCUCUCCGUAUCGUCUUCAGCCUCCAAAACCCACCCAAACGGCGAGAGCCACCGUUCCCUUAGACCGAGUCAAAAUCGAUGAGACAACAAUGCUCUGUACCUUUAACGGUUUGAUAAUAAUCAUAAUUAACUCGCAAAAACCUUUCUUCUCCACAAGCUCGCCAUGACCCUCCUCUCUAGAUUCUUGGUCACUAAAGUGGUUACCAGAUACACACAAUCUCUCUACUCUAACCACAAACAUGGAACCUCUGUUAAGUUCUCUCUAGUUCUCCCUCAGUUCCGAAAUUUCAGUCAAAAUCAUUCAUUGUCCCUUGUCACCAGUGGUAAAGGAACAUCUCUAUGUAGUCGUCUUCUCUCACGAAGCUACGUAGCUAAGCAAGCCUCUUGGAAAUGGCUUCUUCAUAGAUACUCUAUCCACCACCACUGGACCUUCUUCCCUCGCAUAACCAUCCUCGCUCAAGCCUUCUGCUUGUCUGUAUCCCGUUCGCACUUGUUAUUACCCGGUGUCUUGGCUCUUACUUGCAGGAGAGUCGCGUGGGCGCAGCAGCAGCAAAGACCGGUUCCAAGUCAUGUUAUAGUACGUUCUCCUCAGCAGUUCUCUCUUUACAGAAUCGCCGUGAAGAUCCCUCUUGUUAUCAUCUCUACUCUGCUUCUCUCCGCGGUGAAGAGUGUGGUUCUGUUAGGGAGAGCUCUCUAUUUAGCUCUUCUGCUCUCUCCUAAUCUCGCAAUGGCGUUGUUGGAGUUCUCAUGCGGGCCACGGUUCAGGAAGCUAAGGCACGAGGUCCUCCAUCGAACUCUGGAGAAAGCUGGUCCUGCUUUCAUCAAGUUCGGUCAAUGGAUCGCCACGAGACCUGACCUGUUCUCCAAGGAUCUCUGUUUGCAUCUUUCGAAGCUUCACAGUAACGCUCCCGAGCACAGCUUCGAGUUCACCAAAAGAACUAUCGAAAGAGCGUUCGGUCGUAAGAUCUCUGAAAUAUUCGAGGAGUUUGACCAGGCCCCGGUGGCCUCGGGGAGCAUAGCUCAAGUUCAUAGAGCCACUCUCAAGUUUCAGUAUCCAGGACAAAAGGUUAAGUCCUCUGAAGUCGCUGUUAAAGUCAGACACCCUUGCGUUGAGGAGACGAUGACGAGAGACUUUAGGAUAAUCAAAAUGGCUGCCAAGUUGACUACUUUCGUUCCGGGUCUGAACUGGCUUAGGUUGGAUGAGUGUGUGCAGCAGUUUAGCCUCUACAUGUUGUCUCAAGUCGAUCUCUCGAGGGAAGCUUCUCAUUUGAGUCGGUUUAUAUACAACUUCCGUGGAUGGAAAGAUGUCUCUUUCCCUAAGCCUGUCUUCCCUCUUGUUCAUCCCUCUGUUUUGGUUGAGUCGUUCGAGCACGGUGAGAGCGUGGCUCGUUAUGUGGAUGGACCAGAAGGACAUGAAUGGCUUAAGUCUAAAGUAGCUCAUAUUGGAACCAAUGCUCUCUUGAAGAUGCUCCUGGUGGACAACUUCGUUCAUGCAGAUAUGCAUCCUGGGAACAUUCUUGUGAGGAAGAACGGUGCUAAAAGAGGUCUGUUCAGAUCGAAGAAGCCGCACAUUAUUUUUCUUGAUGUAGGGAUGACUGCAGAGCUCUCGAAAACAGACAGAGACAACCUACUCGGUUUUUUCAAGGCGGUUGCACGUAGAGAUGGUCGGACGGCAGCUGAACGAACACUUAAGUUAUCUAAACAACAGAAUUGUCCUAACCCGGAGGCCUUUGUCGAGGAAGUAGAAGAAGCGUUUAGAUUCUGGGGAACAGCAGAAGGAGAAGCAGUUCAUCCAGCAGAUUGUAUGCACGAGUUAUUCGAGAAGAUGAGGAAUCAUAGAGUUAAUAUCGACGGCAAUGUGUCCACCGUGAUGUUUACAACAUUAGUUCUCGAGGGUUGGCAACGGAAGCUGGAUCCGGGAUAUGAUAUAAUGCGGACGCUACAGAAAAUGCUGCUAAAAACGGAUUGGAUGAAGUCACUUUCCUACACGGUCGAUGGACUGAUGGCUCCCUAGAUUUUUUUAAAAAGGUUUAUUUUUUUCAUUAUUAUUAUUAUUAUUAUUAUUAUUAUUUUGUACACGUUUGAAUCCCUUUUGAGAGCCAACUCUUGUUUUGGCCUAGGAGUUGAUGAAACACCAUCUUUUACAGGAAGUAAAAUGAAAGAUAAAAUCAAAUUUUGUUUUCCAUCUGA
Molecule: messenger RNA, 2241 nt
Organism: Raphanus sativus (radish)
Lineage: Eukaryota; Viridiplantae; Streptophyta; Magnoliopsida; Brassicales; Brassicaceae
Exons: 5
Coding region: 215-2065 (616 amino acids)
Source: RefSeq, a predicted model, not a curated record